Messenger RNA from Schistocerca piceifrons (Central American locust), 1368 nucleotides. Its product is annotated as general transcription factor II-I repeat domain-containing protein 2-like. The transcript has 3 exons. The coding region runs from base 1 to 1368 and encodes 455 amino acids. NCBI's taxonomy places the organism in Eukaryota, Metazoa, Arthropoda, Insecta, Orthoptera, Acrididae. The record is from RefSeq and is a predicted model, not a curated record.
AUGACUCCUAAGAAGACGGGUAAAGUCGGUGAUAAGUGCUGUCUAUUUAAUGAAGACUGGAGGGCCAAAUAUUUCUUUAUUGAUGCAGGAAAUAAAGCCACAUGCUUACUAUGCCAUGAUACAGUUGCCAUAUUCAAGGAGUACAAUCUGAAACGACAUCACGAAACAAAACACAGUGACUUUGGCUGCAAACUUUCAGAUGAAGAACGAAAAAUAAAAGCAGCAGAGUUCGUGAAACGCUUGAAGAUUCAUCAAGCGUUAUUUACAAAGAAAACACCGCUUCAAAAUAGUGCUACAGAAGCAAGUUUCAUUUUUGCCUAUAACCUUGCUAAACGAAACAAACCUUUUUCAGAUGGUGAGUUUAUUAAACAGUGCAUGGUAGAGUGUGCAAGUGUAUUGUGUCCUGACGUUAAAACCAAAUUUGAGAGCAUUUCGUUGUCAAGGAGGACUAUAGCGCGGCGCAUUGAUUUAAUUAAUGCUGAACUUACACACCAGCUAAAGACUUGGCUUACCCUGGAACAAAAUGGUAAGCAUUACAACAGACAGGGCAAGAGCUUUCUGUGGGAAAAAUAUAGGUCUGGUGAAACUUUUAAAAAACAAGUUACAUUCAAAGACACAGAUAGUGAUAUUUUGGAUUUUCAUUGUAUUUUACAUCAUGAAAGCCUCUGCAAGACUGCACCAGACUUAAAGCAUGUGGUAGAUCCUGUUGUUGGUGUUGUGAACACAAUCAGAGCAAGGGCACUCCAUCACAGACAGUUCAAAUCUCUUCUUGAGGACGUUGGGGCAGAACAUGAAGAUGUAAUUUACCAUAACAGUGUGAGUUGGUUGAGCUUGGGCAAAGUAUUAAAUAGAGUCUGGGCAUUACAAGAUGUAAUUAUUUUAUUUCUGGACACUAAGGAAAUAUCUCAUGAUUUUGUUGCAAAAAUAGGAUGUGAAGAGUGGAGAUAUGAGAUGAUGUUUGUAGCUGAUAUUUUUGCACAACUGUAUGAGCUGAUUGUGACUUUGCAGGGAAAGGGGUUGUUUGCUCAUGAAAUGUGGACACAUGUCAAAGCAUUUAAAACAAAACUAGCUAAGAUUAGGGAUUAUCUGCAGAGUUUAGAGGCUGAAUUUACUACAAGAUUUCGGGAUUUUAAAAAAAUUGAGCCUCAAUUUAAUGUUUUAUCGUAUCCCAUCACUGCUGAUAUUGACACUGCACCACAGGAGCUGCAACUUGUACUGAUUGACAUGCAUGCAGAUCACACAGUGAAAGAAAUGUUUAGUGCUCUAACUUUAGUCGACUUUUAUGAAUUUUUGUCUGCUGAAAAAAUUGCAUGUAUGAAGAAAUUUGCAGGCAAAAUGUUCUCCAUAUUUGGAUACGUAUAUUUGUGA